Messenger RNA from Glycine soja, 947 nucleotides. Its product is annotated as RNA polymerase II transcriptional coactivator KIWI-like. Gene Ontology annotation, molecular function: DNA binding; transcription coactivator activity. Gene Ontology annotation, cellular component: nucleus; transcription regulator complex. The record is from RefSeq and is a predicted model, not a curated record. Lineage: Eukaryota; Viridiplantae; Streptophyta; Magnoliopsida; Fabales; Fabaceae. The coding region runs from base 328 to 645 and encodes 105 amino acids. Gene Ontology annotation, biological process: positive regulation of transcription initiation by RNA polymerase II. The transcript has 5 exons.
CACCAUAUCUGGGUGUCAAUGCUACAAAAAUUUCAAAUUAUUUUGAGAGAAAACACGUCAGCUUAGAAACCAAAUCCAAUAUUAGACAAACCUGUUGUAUGCCACAAAUCACAAUCCAAUCCCUAAUUUUGUAUCUUGCAAAGCCCCCAACCCCCACACACACAAAAAAAGGGGAAAGUCACUUAAAUUAAAACCCUGAGAAUGUGAAAAUUUUGAAACUCGCAUCAACCGACUCUGACCCUUGGAUUGGAGUGUCGCUUCGUUUGGGCGCCAAAGGCGUUUCUAGUCACACAGAAGAAAAAGACUUACUCAAGAAGCUUCGAGAAAAUGUCUGGAAAAGCGAAGAGGAGAGAUGACGACGGUGCUUCCGACGCCGACUCUGAAGGCCACGCGCCGCCCAAGAAGUCCCUCAAGAAGGAUUCCGAUGACGAUCCCGACUCUAUUACCGUUUGCGAGAUUUCGAAGAACAGGAGGGUUGCCGUGAGGAACUGGAAAGGCAGCAUUAUGGUUGACAUUCGCGAGUUUUACGUCAAAGAUGGCAAGCAAUUGCCUGGCAGAAAAGGUAUCUCUUUGACCAUGGAUCAGUGGAAUGUGCUUCGUAAUCAUGUUGAAGAAAUUGACAAGGCAAUUAAUGAGAAUUCUUAGGAAGUGGGCAUUCUAGUCAAUUUUAUAGUUUACUAUGGUAGCAUGUUAUAUACUCUUUUUGGAUUACUUAAAGUACAGUUAAGGGCUACAGUAUUUUGUCUAAUCAAACCCUUUGAGGUUGCUAUUGUAGGAUUUCGAUUUUAACCUCUGGUUGCUAAUGCAUGUAAAGUGUCCUCUAUUAAAUAUGCUAGUUGUUAGUUAACUAUAUAUACUGCUACCACAUCCAUGUUAUUUACCCUUUGUUUGGAACAGUAAAGAUUGUGGAGAAAUAAAAGGGAAGGAGAAACUACAAAUUUCAAGAA